CGGAAGCGGAACCGAGGUGGUGCGCUCAUCUGCCGUGCUGGGCACCUCCUCUGCCUUCGAUGCGUGGAGGCUGAGUAUGAAGCUGGGCGCCCCUUCACGUCGACCAGGACAGGACAAGCCGUCCUUCAAGAGGAGCUCUUUGCUAAGUAUGAGGCGUUUCCAAAGGGACGGGAGCUUCGGGAGGUACAGUCGGGGGAGGAGGCGAGCGAGGGCGGCUAUCAGUUCUUUGUGCAGAGGAGGGACCUCGCCUCAUGUCCGUACUGCCGGGAGCCCAAGGCACACACUGCUUCGUCGAGGCGCGGUGUCAAGAGAGCGCUCGAAGAGGGGCCGAGUCCUCGAGAACUUGGCACGGUGGCGGUCCUAUCGGAAUUGAGACGGAGCAAGGGAGUCCCUCCAAUUGCGAUUGCCCCCGGCCUUUUUCUUGUGCCCCUGCUCGACGCCCGCAGUGGGCGCAUUCUGGACGUUUCUGCAACGGAUCGGGGGCUCGUCAAUGUACCUCGACUCGUGAAGAUCGACCACACGGGCAGCUUCCGGUGCCUCUGCGGUCAGAGGGCAUGCCGUGACCACGACAUGUCGUUCCUGGAGGCGACGCGUCUCAUGGGCGGCUGGUGGCAUACUGGCGAGGCCAUCUUCACGGCCUUUGAUGACGGCCGCCCGUUCGAGCGGGAGGUCACGAGAGGCGUGCCUUGGGUGUUGCCUUUGGAACAAGGGGGGUGCGUGGGGGGUGCACUCUUUGGGCUAAACGCGGAGGCUUGGAAAGGAGGGCCGCACCUCCAAGUGAUUGUCGUGAGCAACCCUGGGGAGAAGCCCGUGGUUUGCGUGCUCUGGGGAGAGAAUGCGCACUGCAGCGAUGUCGACUGCUCGGGUCCGGAGCGGUGCCGGCACCUGUUGAGUGUGCUUUCGAAGCCAACCUUGCCCCUGAUUGAGCGCGCAAUUGAUGGAGGCGGGAGCGAGGCGACGCGCACCCUUGCUGAGAGGCGGGCAGAAAGGGUCGAGCAGCGGGAAGCGGGGGCGAAGAAGCUCUGGAUCUGCAACGAUCCUGUGUGCCGUCGACCAGACUCAAAAGUAGCGUGCACACACCUGGGGACUUUGGAGCCAUGGGAGUGCCUUCCGGCGGCGGCCCUUGACACGGGGCACAGCCACAAAAGGAUUGAUACGGUCAUGAGCCGUGGGGGGGGUUCAGGCGUCACGAGCCUGUGCGAGCGCUGGGGCGAGGAACGGGUCAAGCGGAGAGACGAGACAAGGCAUUUUUGUGCCCCGCGGCCCGUCGAUGUGCUUUCUCCUUGUGGCCGUCCAUGGCAGCUGGAGAGCAAAAAAGGGGCUCUGACGACGGCGGGGGCGCGCUACGAGAUUACCGCUUACCGGCGUGUCUGUCGUAUUGCUCCAGGACGGGAGGCGGCGUGUUGUAGCAUCGCGUAUGAUGGCCAGGUACGAAUCCGGUCCCAAAACAGCGCGCGUACGCGUGAUUCAUUGGAUAGAGCUUGCCGCUUGAAGAUGCCGUACGAUCUCUCGUUCGACAGUAUUGGUGGCGCUUCCAAUCGAUCGAAGCGAGAGUAA
Molecule: messenger RNA, 1557 nt
Organism: Klebsormidium nitens
Lineage: Eukaryota; Viridiplantae; Streptophyta; Klebsormidiophyceae; Klebsormidiales; Klebsormidiaceae
Source: the annotation of a GenBank genome assembly